This is a messenger RNA of Bradysia coprophila, 2136 nucleotides long. RefSeq names its product EF-hand domain-containing protein 1-like. Gene Ontology annotation, molecular function: alpha-tubulin binding. Gene Ontology annotation, cellular component: axoneme; mitotic spindle. The record is from RefSeq and is a predicted model, not a curated record. NCBI's taxonomy places the organism in Eukaryota, Metazoa, Arthropoda, Insecta, Diptera, Sciaridae. Gene Ontology annotation, biological process: mitotic cytokinesis; cilium-dependent cell motility; mitotic spindle organization.
AAUAAAUCGAUGGAUAGUAACAGUCAUUCAUUUUAAAUCACUAAAUGUUUGAGGCAAAUCGGUUUCUGUUUUCUGUGCAGCUCGAAUAAACAAAGCGGAAAAUGGAAGGACUACCAAAAUUACCUGGUCUCGAUUUCAAAAAUCGACUAAAACUGAAUCAUCACGUCGCUCAUUCGUUAGACUUAGUGAACGGUUAUCGAAUCCCCAGAGCCCCGCCGCUGGGAAUCGGUAAAGAUGUGCUAAACGAAGACUCAAUCGCUUAUAUUCGGAAAAAUGACGCUACAUUGUACGAUGCUGUUUUCACGUACGGACGAGUUAAACAGGCUCCAGUGGAACCGUUCAGACCGCAUUUCGUGCGCUACGACAAAGUCAAACUCACAUUCAAAGCAUUUUUCAAACAAUCCGUCCCUGAAUCGGGACUGGAACAUUAUCGCAUUCGACUUGUGAAUAUCAUGUAUUUCAUGGAUGACGAUACCAUGACUGUGAUUGAACCGAAGGUCGAGAACUGUGGAUUUCCACAAGGUCGUCUGGUAAGACGGGGUAAAAUUCCGAAGAACAUCAACGGAGAGUAUUAUUAUUGGAAGGAUUUGAAUAUUGGAAUCGAUAUCGAUUUGUUUGGAAUUGUUUACCACAUAACGGACUGUGACGAAUUUACUAGGGACUUUAUGAUAGCCCAAGGAGUGGAACUCAAUGACUCGGAAUGUUCUCCUGUCGAUUCUGUGGAACUGGAUAAAAAAACGGCGACCAGACCAUAUACAAUGCAGACACCAACCACUGACGACAAACUUCGACGGUAUCUAGAAUUCCAAGGAAAGGUUUUAUCGUUCGACUGUGUUCUUGAUGAAUCCGAUCGCCCACAUGGCGAAUGCAUUACCUACAAAAUGUACUACUAUCUGGAAGAUGAUACUGUAGCCAUCAAAGAGCUGAAGGAAAAUCAGGAGGGACGAGACCAUUUCCCUAUGUUCAUGAAACGAACCAAACUACCAAGAGAUUGGAAACGACAACCAGCAUCGUAUCCUGCAUGCCUGGAGGUAACCGAUAAUGAGGUGACCGAAUAUUAUCAACCGACGGAUUUUCGUAUUGGUAACACUAUUUACGUGUACGGACGUAGGUUUCUUCUACUCGACUGCGAUCCAUUCACACGAAAAUAUUACGCGAAUGUCUUAAAGUCUUCACAGAAUAGUAAGCUCAAGGUUGAGUUUCCGAAGAAGCCACUACCGAAACGGCCCCUUCCCGAAUACCUUGGCUUCGGUACUCCCGAAGACUCGAGAACAUCAUGUCUGAAUCUACAUCCGAAAACACCGAAGAAGGACAUAAUUCGAUACUUGGUGAAUGCCAACAAGUACUUACGAUUCGGUUGUGUCUUUGACACCGCACAUCCGGAAGACAAAAUGCGACAUUUCGUUUUGAAGUAUUCAUUAGCCGAUGGAACGCUUUCGCUGAACGAACCGCCGAUUCGGAAUUCGGGCAUUCAAGGCGGAAAGUUUUUGUCAAGGAAAUUGGUUGUGAAGCCUGGUUGUGACUUAAAUGCACCGGAAUACUACACGGCCAAGGAUUUUUACAUUGGUGCGAUGCUGACGAUACAUAGCCAUCGAUUCAAAAUUAUUAGUGCUGAUCUGUACGUCUACCGCUAUAUGAAAGAAAACCCGGAACUAUUUUCUGGCAAUGCUAUAGCCGGCGUUCGAGACUUUCUGCUACGGAACGGUUAUUUGAAAGAGGACACUGGUAUCUGUAAAGACGACACCCUUAACCGUUCAUCAGGCGAAAAGACACCCGACUUAAAUGAUCGUCUUGAGAACAUUCACUAUUUCCCGGAUGAACAGCCGUUUCAAGAACCAUUCGACAAGAGUAAGGACAAAGAUGCAUCUCGUCCCUAUCAACUGGUAGAAAACGAAAUUAAAACAGAAACGGUGGGGCCAUCAAACUGUCAUGAUGAAUUUCCAAAAUUACCGCGUCACCUCAACAAGAAUGUUCAUUUUGCUGAAGAGCCAGGAAAACAUGACUGACCGGUCUCGCGGUUACACAGUUUAAUGAGUGCAUUUUCUUUCGGUCAUUUGGGGCAAUUGAAAUAAAAUUGUGAGCUUUACUUACAUGGAAUGGUAUUAAAACUUCUUGAGUGCAAUAACUAGUUUGCUU